ACAUUCAAAAUUGUAAAGGACGUAGUUGCAAUUUUCCAUUGACUAGAUACAAGCCGAGAAUCUGGAGUACCAUUACAAAGCGCACAUCCGUAGGGCAAGUGAACGGCGAAAAAAGCGUUACCGGAAAGUCUCAUCAGCUUCAUCGCCGCUGUCUUCUAAUUAACCAUGGUUGCUGGUAGGGUUGCUCAUCCAGUGUUGAAAGGCCCAAGUGUGGUCAAGGAGUUGAUCAUUGGAUCAGUGCUUGGGUUAGCUUGUGGUGGUUUGUGGAAAAUGCAUCACUGGAAUGAGCAAAGAAAAACAAGGGCCUUUUAUGACCUUUUGGAGAAGGGCGAGAUAAGUGUGGUUGUAGAAGAAUGAGGACAUUUUAGUCAUCAUGAUAUGUUUAUGACCAAGGCUUUAAAUCAGAGAUCAUACUCUGGAUUUUAUUUUUUAAAAAUAAAGUUUUUGUAUUGGAUUUGUGCACAAAAGUUGCUCUUUCGUUAAAACUCUGAAAAUGUUGUUUUUCUUGAUUCUUGUUGUUGAAGAUGCUAUUGUAACCAAAUUGCUCAUGUCAUGGAUUUACAAAAGGUGUAUUCGGUAAGACAUGAUGGUGGUGUAUUGUGUUUGGCACACAUUGAACAAGGUUGGAUAUAGACUACUUGCUUUCACA
Lactuca sativa (garden lettuce) is the source of this 649-nucleotide messenger RNA. Its product is annotated as cytochrome c oxidase subunit 5C-1. NCBI's taxonomy places the organism in Eukaryota, Viridiplantae, Streptophyta, Magnoliopsida, Asterales, Asteraceae. The record is from RefSeq and is a predicted model, not a curated record.